ACAGGAGGGGGCGCUAUGCGCCUAAUCGGUGUUGGUUUGCAACACACAGAAGAAUCAGAUGUUGGCGACGCACACAGAGAAAUUGAGCUCACCGCCCGAUAUUCUGUCUUUUAGCAGUUCUGAUAUCAUGCUGGCCUUUUAAGUUGACGGACGUAUUGCCUGUGGAAACCUCUGAUUUCCUCAAUAACAUCAGAGAAAAGAGCGAAAUCAGCCGCUUUCACAGUUCGCCAGGACACGUGGUCAGGUCAACUCUCUUCAGGAAACAUUAAGGUUUGCUCAGUGUCUUCUCUCGUCUUGUUAUGCAUCAUUGAAGCUGAGCUCAAGCAUGGCUGCUGAUGAAGAGGAGCUUUCCAUUAAUGAGCAAGCCAUCAGUGCCAGUGAAGAAGAGGAGGGCAGUGAUGAUGAGAGAAAACACAAGAAGCUACUGGAAGCCAUCAGUUCUAUGGGUUCAAGAAAGAGGAAAAAGCAGAAUGAGCGUUCUGAAGCAAGCGUGCAGGUCUCCGAGUUCUUCGUCAAUGCAGAGGGUACAGGAGAGAAAGUCAACCUCUCUGACCUCCUGGGAACUGUGGAGAAGACCUCAGGAGCCUCCAACAAGACCAAGAAACAGCUGAGGAACCUGCAAAGCAGUAAAGAGACUUUGGAGCUGCCUCUCAACAAGCAGCAAACAGAGAAGAUUCAGAGAGGCAUCGCGUAUGAGAAGACCGCUGCAGAGGUGUCAUGCUGGCGGAACAUCAUAUUGCAGAACCAGAAGGCCGAACAAAUGGUGUUUCCUCUGAACCAGGAGUCCUCGGGACCUAAACGGGUCGAGCAGGUUGUGGCUGGAUGGAAGGUUCAAACUCCUCUUGAACAAGAGAUUUUCAGACUCUUGCACAUCAACAGCCAGCCUGUCGAUGACCCUGUUUUGACUCCUGUAGAGGAGCAAUCACUUAAAGCCAUGAGCUUGGAGGAGGCUAAGAUUCGUCGCGCUGAGCUUCAAAAGGCAAGAGCGCUCCAGUCGUACUAUGAGGCAAAAGCCAAAAGAGAAAAGAAAAUCAAGAGCAAAAAGUACCACAGGGUUCAGAAGAAAGCCAAGUGUAAGGAUUUUCUGAAGCAGUUUGAUGAAAUGGUAAAGACGAAUCCUGAAGGAGCUCUGGAAGAGCUAAAAAAGAUGGAGCUGUCCAGGAUGGAGGAGAGGAUGUCUCUGAAGCAUCAGAACAGUGGCAAGUGGGCAAAAUCAAAGGCCAUUAUGGCUAAAUAUGAUGAUUCGGCACGCAAAGCAAUGCAGGAGCAGCUGCAGAUGAAUAAAGACCUUACCCAGAAGAUCGUGGUGCCCUCUGAUGAUGAACAUGAAAGUAACGAGGAAGGGUUGGAGACGAUUCCUGAUUUUGUGAACGACUCUGAGCCAGUCAUUGACUCUGUCAACCCCUGGAUGAGAGGCCAGCUUACACAUGAAGAGUCUGAGGUCAGCUGUGUCACAACUGAGGAUGUGCAAACCGCAGAAGAGGAGAAUGAGGAAGAGGAACUCGUUGGAGAAUUUGAGAGGAAGAGGAAGCUGAGGCAAGCUGAUGAAGAGGACUUGAUUCCUACAGAAGAAGAGCGUAAGAGAGCAGACUUAAAGAAAAUACAACCUGCAAGCGAGGUAGUUGAAGAAGAUGUGGUUGAGGUUUCUGACAAAGAGGAGGGUGAUGAUGAUGAUGAAGAAGAAGAAGAAGAAGAGGACGUUUCGGAGUUUAACACCCUUUUCAGGCUCAUGAGGAGCGAGAAGACACUUGAGGGUUCAAAUCAGACACGAGAAGGGUUGAACACACCCGGGCAAGAAGAUGAAGACGGAUUUUUGAAUGAAGGACAGAUUCGAGUCAGGAAUAUAGAGGACCUGGAGGUUUUAGGCGAGGUUGUCGACCCCCAACCCAUUGCGGAGCCGUCACUGCCACAAGCCGUUGCUGUGGAGGCCACUUCUGAGCCACCCAAUAAAAAGAAAAGGGAAAUCGACCUCAAAGAAGUACUCACCAAAGAAGCCAAAGCCGUCAAAGUUCCCUUUUUGCCAACAGUGGUUGAUGAGGAAGAGCGUGAUGAACAGAUCUCCAUCAUCAAGGAGGCGUUUGCUGGGGAUGAUGUAAUUUCUGAUUUCAUAAAGGACAAAAGCAAACGGGAAGCUGCUGGGAGGCCUGAAGUGGUGGACCUGACUCUGCCAGGCUGGGGAGAAUGGGGAGGAGUUGGUCUCAAACCCUCCCGCUGGAAACGCAAAAGAUUUAGGAUAAAAAUGGCCCCACCUCCUCCACGGCAAGACCAGAAACUGCCUGAUGUCAUCAUAUCGGAGAACAGAAAUGCAUCAGUCGCUUCUCAUCAGGUUAGUCAGCUGCCGUUCCCUUUUCAAAACACUGCACAGUUUGAGUCUUCCAUCCGUACGCCUAUCGGCCCGACAUGGAACACACAAAGUGUUGUGAAGAAUAUGACGAAACCCAAAGUUAUCACUAAAAUGGGUGCAAUCAUUGAGCCUAUGGUCAAAGAGGACUUCAUAAAGAAUAAGACCACAACACCAGGGGGUAAAGGACCAGCAAUCAUGCUGGGAGAAAACAAACGGGCAAAAGAGGGCACAAAGCGGUCAUCGGAAAAGCAUCGAGGAAGAUCGCAGAAGAGGAGAAAGUAACAGGCAUGAACGAUCGUGUGGCUUCAGUCACUGCAUAAAUAGAUUUUAUUUGUGAAGUGUUUGAAGACGACAUCUCUCUAAUAAAUUACCAAAUUAACUUUUUGGAAUUCCUUUCAUGUCCUCAUACAUCAAUUUGUAUUUAGCAGAAUACCUAUAAUGUGUAAUAGAUAAGUUUGCUUUCUUAAAUGAAGAGUAGUUACCUUGUUUUUCUGUUCAAGUGCCCUAAAAAA
Molecule: messenger RNA, 2856 nt
Organism: Sinocyclocheilus anshuiensis
Lineage: Eukaryota; Metazoa; Chordata; Actinopteri; Cypriniformes; Cyprinidae
Product: U3 small nucleolar RNA-associated protein 14 homolog A
Exons: 15
Coding region: 326-2626 (766 amino acids)
Biological process (GO): rRNA processing
Cellular component (GO): small-subunit processome; nucleolus
Source: RefSeq, a predicted model, not a curated record